AUGAAAUUGGCCAUUUUAAAUGGAAAAAAAUGGGCUUAAAUUUCAAAAUAGUUAAAGUUACAGAGAAGUGAAAAUAAUGUAAAAAAUAGAUUUAAUUGUCUAAUCAGAAAAGAAAAAAAUAAUAAAGUUUAAACUUUGUCUAUUUAAGAAAGUGAUUGUGAAGCAUAAGAUUCUUUUUUAUCUGACCCUUCAGCUGAAGAAUUAAGUUUAGAGGAAUAAAGAAAUAUAAAUUAAAUUAUUAAAAAAAUUGAAUGGAGAAUGAAAUAAGACGGAGGUGAACCAUAUGAUAUUAAAUAAGAAGAUUUUGAUUAAAUUUCAAAGAAGAUUUCAUCUAUCCGUUAAUCAAAAAAUAACAAUAGAUUAUAAUAAUUUGAAGAAUUAAAAUUAACUAAUAACAAUAUUUCUAAUUAAAAUAUCAUUAACAAUAACUUAAACUGUGAUAAUAAUAAUAAUAAUAAUAAUAAUAAUAAUAAUGAUAAUAAUAAUGAUAAUAAUGAUGAUAAUAAUAAUAAUAAUGAUAAUAAUAAUGAUAAUGAUAAAUAACCUCUAGAAAAUACUAAUAAUAAAUAAUAAUAAUAAAAUACAUUGACAUUAUAAAUUAUGGAUUUUAACCAAAUUUCCUAAGAUGAAUCUCUACAAUUAUCAACAUGUUUAAUUAAUAAAGAGAAAAAGAGAAUCUAUUUUACUACUUAAGAAUAAAUCUCAUAAUUUUUCAAGAACAUUUAAUAAAACAAUCUUAAUAAAGAUAUUAAUUAAGGAUUGUAUGGACAUUUAAGUAAUCCUAGUCUACCUAGUUACAAUAAUCUUUUAAGUAAUAUAGUUAUGAAUUAAAAUGUUGAAGAUCCCUCACAAUAAAAUUAAUUCUCUCAACAAGACAACCAACAUAGUGUAAAUUCUUACUUUCCAAUUUAUCCUUUCAAUAAUUAUUAAUAGUAAUAUUAAGGAUGUGCUUAAAGUAUAACAUCAAGAUCUGUCAUGAAUUUUCCAUCUAAUUUAAAUACACAUAAUUUUUAAUAAGUUCCUAAUUAUCUUGCAGGAUUUAAUUAUCAUGUUGCCUGUUAUCCUUAAUCAUAGUAUAAUUAACCUUUAUAAAAUAGUGAUAAAACAUAAAAAUGA
Messenger RNA from Paramecium sonneborni, 1116 nucleotides. The record is from the annotation of a GenBank genome assembly. Lineage: Eukaryota; Ciliophora; Oligohymenophorea; Peniculida; Parameciidae.